AUGGAACUUAGACAGUUUCAUUUUGCAACUUUAUUAGCUGGUUUUCCUAGCUUUCUCAUGAAGUAUUUAAUGAUCUGUACAUCGGAUGGAUUCCCUCAAGAUAAAAUGAACGUUCUUUUUAUAGUAGCCGACGAUCUGAGACCAACGCUAGGCAGCUAUGGGAAUACUGUGGUACAGACCCCGAACCUUGACAAGCUCGCACAACGUUCGAUUCGCUUUACCACAGCUACUUCGCAGCAAGCUGUUUGUGCUCCCAGCCGAAUUUCAUUCCUUACUGGCAGGAGACCGGACACAACAAAGCUUUUUUCCAACGAAAAAGCUACCUACUGGAGGGUGAAUGCUGGAAAUUUCACCUCUUUACCACAACACUUCAAGGAUAGUGGUUAUUUUACCGCUUCCGCAGGAAAAGUCUUUCACCCAGGUAUACCAAAAUGUGAUAAACCGCAUGUUGCAGCCACAUUUCGAGCGAAAUCAUUUCUCCAUGUUCUAAGUUACACUUUUUGCGCAUUCCCAUUCCAACUUUCGUCUUGAAGUUGAGUUGGCUCCCAAUUUUAUUUGGGCCUGGGUAUCCUCCAACUGUAUUAUUCCACGGACUCCUAAUAGAACAGAUGCCCAGAUUCCAAUAUUUACAUCUACCACGUAGAACUGGGUGAAAUAUCAGAAUUUUUCCUGUUUCUGAAACAAGACGUCUUCGCUGCACGCAGUAUAAAGAAUAGCACCGCCGUAUUUAUUUCUUUAACACUUCAAUCCCUGAGAGUGACUAGCAUCUAAUUUCUUCUUUCAAUAUCACCCCUUAAUCAAACAUUAAGAUCAUGAGAAUAAAAGAAAUGAUAAUAAACUGAAGAACCUCUUGAUUGUUAAACAAAUUCUCCUUGCCAGCACAUUAGGAAAUGUAUAGACAACAGUAUGGAGAAUAUGCAUACUGAUGUUCAGGUGUAAAGGGUUAAUGGUUUUGCCUACUUUUCUCAUUAGUAUUGUCUACCAUGAACCCUUUACACCCUAACAUCAGUAUACAUGUUCUCCAUACUGCUAUAUAUACUUUUCCUAAGGUGCUGACAAGGAGAAUUUGUUCAACAAUCAAGAGCUUUAGUUGAUGAUUGUCUCCUAUAUUCUCAUGAUCUCAAAUGAAUGAUUCAGCAGUAUCAUUGUGAGGACAAACGAGAUGCUGGUUGCUCUUAGGGUUUAAAGAGUUAAAUUAAAUACCUACCCCAGCAUAUGUAGCUAUAUUACUGAAUACUUUUUAUCCUUGUUGAUGAGGUGGAUUGGCAAAAGCCUUGGAGCUUAUUCAACAGUAGCUUAAGGCUUCAGCUGAAACCAUUAUGUAUAAUUAUGAAAUGGUACUGUAGGAUAACUUGCAACAGUCACAUAAAAUUUCUAUUGUUUUAUUCAAGAGAACAAUGUCAGCAUAGAAACCACAGGUUUUAUACCAACGCUUCCCUCAAUUGAACAUUUCAUUUUGUGUCCACAUAAUAAACAGAUCUAUCAUAUUGUAUUACUUACAUCAGAUAAUAUCAACAAUGGAAGAUCAAUUUUUAUCCAUGCAUGGCAUAUAUGUUCUUUAUAAAUUUAAAUCAAUGUUUACAUUGUACCCUGGUUGUUUGUUUCAGGAAGAGCAUCAAACUUUACAGAUGAUUAUCCAUAUAGUUGGACCAUUCCACCUUAUCAUGCUUCAACUCACACAUACAAAAAUGCAGCGGUGAGUUUGUUUAGAAUUGCUGAAUGUUGGAACCCUCUAUAAAUAAGACUCCAAAUAUUUCUCAGGAAGAGGAAGGAAAAUCAUUGUUAUCUUUAUGUUCAGAGGCAUAAACUGGUUGUAUCUCUUGAUAACAUUUGUGGCAGGAACAAAGACCUUCAUAAGGAUUCUUCAUGUCUGAUGUAGCAAAACAUAUUGCUGCAAUCCUUCACCUUGUCUUUUCAGACCUCAAGGCAUCAAAAUGUCCUGUAGGUUGCUUAAUAUUCCCUCAAGAGGAGUAGUCCUGUCUUGAUAUAUUAGAUUACUAAUGACCUUCUAGUUACACUAUUAUUCACAAGUAAUUUCUGCACACUUUCUUUCUUUCUUCCUUUAUUUAUUCAUUUUUUUGUCCUCUUAAUAGGUAUGUCCAAGUGCAGAUGGUAGACUACACACCAAUAUUGUAUGUCCUGUUGAUGUUGAAAAGCAACCAGAGAGAACAUUGCCAGACAUUCAAAGCACUCAGUAUGCUUUAAAUUUCUUAAAAAAUCACACUGAUUCAAACAACAACAAUCAGCCGUUCUUCCUGGCUGUUGGCUACCACAAGCCACACAUCCCUCUGAAAUUUCCCAAACAGUUCCUUGACAUGUACCCCAUAGAGGAGAUUCAUGUAGCAGCAGAUCCCCUUCUUCCCUUUGAUUUGCCGCCAGUGGCAUAUGAACCAUGGACUGAUCUGCGAUGGAGAGAUGACAUUGCAGCACUAAAUCUGAGUUUUCCAUAUGAACGCAUGCCAGAUUUUUAUGCCAAAAAGAUCAUACAAAGUUACUAUGCUGCAACAACUUAUAUGGACAGUCUAGUCGGACAGUUACUCAUAGCUUUAGAUGAGUAUGGUCUUACUGGCAAUACAAUUGUGAGCUUCAUUGGAGAUCAUGGUAAGAUAAAGGAUUGAGCCUCUUUGGUUUUUAACUUCAUAAAGGGAAAGACAAGCUUAGAACUAAUAGCUUUAUUGUUGGGAAAUACUGCUCUCACAGAUUGCUCAUGUGACUGUGGUUUGAAGUUGUCUCACAUUAUUAUAAAUUAUCCAUUGUUAUUAUUUAACCUUUCACUAAUUUGCGCAUAUUUCACCCUUGAAAACCCAAUGGUGAUUAACACGUAACUUCUCCCCAUGAUAUCCAACAUUAUCCAGCACACAGGAAAUGACAAUACUUUAACCUACCAGGUAGAAGUUAUUGUUUUCAUUUGACCCCAAAUUCCUGUAACUAACUUACAAGGAAAUGUGCAGCAGCUAGAAGGGAGAAUUAACAAUCAGAUCUUGGGAAUUAACCCUUUCACUCCCAUGUGUGACCGAGAUAGAAUUUCUCCUCACCAUUUAAAUCAAUACAAUAUCAAACAGACAAGUAAUAUCAGUUAGGGGAGUAUUAAUUGAUUCAAUACCAAAUUCUCAGAACUAACAUCAUAAGAAUUCUAUAACAGACUUUAAGGAGAAUUACCAAUGAGAUCUUGGGAGUGAAAGGGUUAAAGAAUUAAAAGUGAUCCCCUAGGAGGAUUAGUAGUAGAGAUUUAAAAAAACCUUUUUUGUUGUCCUGCCAAAACAGACUUACCUGUCAGCCAAGUAGUAUUCACUCAUUAAAGAGAGUGAAUCUGACAUAUUUCCUUCCAACUUAGAAUAAGGGGAAGGAAGAAGGGCCAUGGAAGAAGGGCCAUGGACAAUGAAUAGGGGAACUAAUAAUCUUUUUUUAGACAAUCUGCUGAUUCUAACUGGGUUUUUUAUUUGUUUCAUUCAGUGUUUUUGUUGAUACUGAUCUGAAUCUUGUGUGAAGCAGGACCACACUUUUGCUUCACUGUUCUUGCAUACAUGUGACUAUUGAAUAAGUUCUGCCCUCAAAUAACCUCCCUAUGGACAAGUAAAAAGGGUUUAUUUCUUAUCAGUGCCCCUGCAUUUUCACUUUGUUGAUACAUGAUACUAGGAACAGGGACACUGUCAAUACUGCAAUUUAAUAAGAGAAUUCACUGUAUGAUUUAAAUUGAAUUUAUUAAAACCAAAAACUACUUGAUUGCAGGUUGGGCAUUGGGUGAACAUCAGGAGUGGUCAAAGUUCAGUAACUUCAGAAUAGCCACAAAUGUGCCCCUUAUGAUCCAUAUGCCUGGUGUAACUGACAACAGAGAUCAUGGUGGCUCAGGAAUUGUAUCUGAUGCUCUUGUAGAAUUAGUGGACUUGUUUCCAACUCUUGCAGAACUGGCUGAACUGAAAGUGCCAGGUAAACACCUACUUCUGAUCACCUGAAUAGAUUAUGUUUAGUUAUAUAGACAAGUGGUUCAUAAUGCACCAACCAAUUUAAGGCCUCAACAUCCCUCAUGCCCCCCCCCCUUUCCAAGCAACCCACUGGUUUUUCCAAGCAACCCACUUUGACUGUCGUCUCUGCCGAGGGGUGGGAAAUUUGAACCCUGCUUGGGGGAGAUAAUGAACAUCAAGAUUUCAGGAGAAAAUUUUGAGAAAGAAUCCUUGUAAAACUGACUUUAUAGAUGGUUAUAGGAUCAAAAAACUAUUUGAAGUUCUUAACCUUUUUGCAGAUCUUUGCCCAGAUGACUCAUCAAACAUCACUCUGUGCUCAGAGGGUCUCAGCUUUGCUCCUCUUUUGAAGAAUUUAAGCAUGCCAUGGAAAAAGGCCAUCUUUAGCCAAUAUCCAAGGUAAAAACAAAGAUUCAUUUUGAUUGAUUUAGCAGUAAAAUAAUACUACUGUAAAAAUGCCUUUCCAAAAAGAUAAUGAAUCAAUCGUCAUAUUGAAGGUACAGGAAAUUGCAGCAGACUCAAGGUAGUUUAAUCCUUUUCCUUCGAAUCCUUUAGUUCAAUCCUACUCUCUUGAUCAGUUUUAAAAUAAAUUAUUUUUAAAAUUAUUACAAAAUUAACAAAAACAAUGUUUUUUAAAAUUAUGAAAUAAAUAAAAGAUGACAAAAAAUUAUUAAAAAUUUUAAAAAAUUAUUAAAAAUUUUUAAAAAAUGAUUAAAAAUUUUAAAAAAUGAUUAAAAAAUAAUCAUAAAAAUUGUUUAAAAACAAAUUUUAAAAUUUUAUAAAAAACUGUUUAAAAAAAUAACAUAUUUAAAAUUCAUUUAAAAAAUUAAUUUAAGAAGUUAAAAAAAAUUUUAAAUUUUUAAGAAAUAAUUUAAAAAAUAAUUGGAAAAAUUUGUUAAAAACAAAUUAAAAAAUGUCUUGAAAAUUGUUUAAAAAAUAAUUAAAUUUUGAAAAAAAUAAUUUGAAAAAAUUACUAAAAAUAGUUAAAAGAAAAUAAUCAGAAAAUUAUUAAAAAAUAAGUUUUAAAAAAAAUUAAAAACUGUUAAAAAAUUAAUUAGAAAAUUUUUUGAAAAAAUUUUAUUUAAAAAUUAACUUAAAAACAAUUUAUAAAAUUUGAAAAUUUUUGAAAAAUAAAUCAAAAAUUGUUUAUUUAAAAGUUGUUUAAAACAUUAAUGCUGCCAUUGCGGGCAUCAAUCGUCAUAUUGAAGGUAUAGGAAAUUACAGCAGACUCGAGGUAGUUUAAUCCUUUUCAUUCUAGAAGUUAUUAAAAUAUAACUUCUGCUUAAGAUUUUUGAGAUAUUAGCCAGGCAACUGGUUGCAAAAAUGUAGAACACAGAGGUACGUGUAUCUGCUAAACCCAACUUGGGUGUCAUACUGAUCUAACACCCAGUUAUUUCACCAAAUUAAAAAGGAAUUGAAGGGAAGAGUGUGGAAAAUUAAAUAUUUUGAAUGAAAGGGUCAUAGCUCUGUAGUUCACUUUUUUUAGUGCUUAACCCUCUGACCUCUAAGAGUGACUAGCAUCGAAAUGUCUCCUUACAUUAUCAUCCCUGAAUCAAACAUUAAGGUCACAAGAAUAGUGGAAAUGUUCACUAAAGAAGCUCUCGAUUGUUAAACAAAUUCUCCUUGUCAGCACCCCGGGAAAUGUCUGGAAAACAGUAGAGAGAAUAUGCAUACUGAUGCUAGGGCGUUAAGGGUUAAAAUUAAACCUUUUUGUGUUCUAUUUGUUUUCAUUAUUGAUUUUGGAUUCAACUCCAAAAACAUAAGUUACAGUGAUAAUCUCAAACUUGAUCUUCUGCUCAGGCCAUCAGAUGAACCACGAGAAAACACGUGCGAGCCUAGGCCUUCUGAGAUUACAAUUAUGGGAUACUCCAUGCAGACAAGCCGUUUUCAUUACACUGAGUGGAUACAAUAUGACCAUGAAACACAGAAGGGGAACUGGUCGAACAAACAUGCCAGGGAAUUGUACAUAGAUCCUCGGGAUGACCUGAAUGUUGCUUCCUUACCAGAUCUGUCAGAUCUGGUCCAGGAGUUGUCAGAUCAACUGAGGAAAGGCUGGAGAAAUGCUUUACCGGAGAACAAUCACGUUAAUGCAUGAAUUACUCAUUGUUUUUACAAAAUGGGAAGCUUUCCCGUGCAUUUUUUUCAGAAAAUAAUAUAAUUUCUACACUUAAAGCUAACGAUCAACUUUAAAUAAAGGAACUUUUUUCCGAUAAUCAAUUCCAAGAAUGUCAGAAGCAAUAGACUGACUAGGAAAUGUAUGCAAACAAUGUAACUCAACGAGGUCAUUAGUUUCUAAAGAAAGUAUUUUGCUGUGUUGACAUGAAAAAGAAACAAAGGGUCUCCUUUUUUCAACGUCUGACAGAGGUCGACGGUACACCAAGCAGGUAGCCGGAAACUUGAUGAGGUUGCGUUAUAUAACAACAGGGGUGAUGUGUUUCAGGGAACCCGAGCAACCCUAACCAUCUAAAACUGCUUGAAAUCGGGCUGCGGAGCGAGUGCACAGCAAAGAAAAC
Molecule: messenger RNA, 6472 nt
Organism: Pocillopora meandrina
Lineage: Eukaryota; Metazoa; Cnidaria; Anthozoa; Scleractinia; Pocilloporidae
Source: the annotation of a GenBank genome assembly